AGCAGACACCUGUGCUGGCGGCGGUCCGGUAGCGGCGGUAGGAGUUAGACCACGGCAGGGACGGCAGUUAGGAGCACCUCCAGGUACAUCUGUGCGUGCAGAUCCAACUUGUUGUGACGAACCGUGGGGAGGUGUUUGGAAACUUGUCGGCACCAUGAGCAGUCUGUAUGCAGGCAGGAAGCGGCGGAGACCCGUGAAAAGCAAACCUGCCGUGCCCAAAGACCCGGCUAAGACCAACCCUAGUAAGCGGCACCGGGACCGACUGAACGCGGAGCUCGACCGCCUGGCCUCCAUGCUGCCUUUCACUGACGAUGUCCUCUCAAAACUCGACAAACUUUCCAUCCUCCGCCUCAGUGUGAGCUACCUACGCAACAAAAACUACUUCCAGGCCCUGAAGAUUUGAUAUGGCAAGAUAGAAAACCCUCUCAACAGACAGCAGACAUCAACAAUGGCCUAACAUCACAUGCAUCAAGUUGUUCAGUGAUAACUGUAAACACCUGUGUGUUGUGGUGAAAUGUUGACUUCAAUUGUCCUGUUCAACAUGUUCAAAAGAACAAUGAUAAUGGAAGGAAAGUUGCACCAUCACAGAAUUGAAAAUGCCAGUUGAUAUAUUCUGUUCUGGAAAAUUGUAGAUGAAAGAAAUAUUAUUGAUAUAAUCACAAGGAUCAUAUUUUCAAUGUGGUGACAAAAUAUCAGCGAUUGUAUUGACAAGGCUUUCGUCAUGUAGUUCCUGCUAUAUCCCCAAAUUAUCUCGCUUCAUACUCUUUGAUGUUGUAUAUAUUUAAACAGACAAUUUUGACUUGUCUAGUUUGAUGUACUGAGUACUUAGUUAAGUCAAAACAAAGGAGUAUUGAAAACAUAGUUUAUUUGAAGGUUUUUCAAGUCAUGGGCUCCUCAAGUUGAAUUUUCUGAAUAUUCUUUUAGUAGAAGGUGUAAGGCCAUGUUGAUUUUAUCAUAUGGAUGACAUCCGCAUACACAUGCAGGGCU
Branchiostoma floridae (Florida lancelet) is the source of this 987-nucleotide messenger RNA. Its product is annotated as aryl hydrocarbon receptor repressor-like. The transcript has 4 exons. Gene Ontology annotation, molecular function: protein dimerization activity; nuclear receptor activity; transcription cis-regulatory region binding. Gene Ontology annotation, biological process: regulation of transcription by RNA polymerase II. Gene Ontology annotation, cellular component: aryl hydrocarbon receptor complex; nucleus. Lineage: Eukaryota; Metazoa; Chordata; Leptocardii; Amphioxiformes; Branchiostomatidae. The coding region runs from base 155 to 403 and encodes 82 amino acids. The record is from RefSeq and is a predicted model, not a curated record.